Colletotrichum higginsianum IMI 349063 is the source of this 1203-nucleotide messenger RNA. RefSeq names its product Oxidase. Lineage: Eukaryota; Fungi; Ascomycota; Sordariomycetes; Glomerellales; Glomerellaceae. Gene Ontology annotation, molecular function: dioxygenase activity. The record is from RefSeq and is a predicted model, not a curated record. Bases 1 to 1203 code for a protein of 400 amino acids. The transcript has 7 exons.
AUGGUCGCCGACAUCAACCUGCUACCGCCUUACACUCCGCCUCCACCAACACAGGAGGACUUGGACUACGUUGAUCUCGUCAACAUUGACCUCUCAAAGUUCGACGACCCCGAAGGCCGGAAACAACUCGCCAAGGACCUCUUCGAGGCUGCCACGGGUUACGGAUUCCUUACCUUGACCAACCAUGGCAUCUCGGACGAGACGUACGAGCGCCAGAUGCGCAUCGCCAACGCUGCCAUGACUCUGAAGCCCGACGAGAAGGCGCCCUACGAAGUAACCCCGGAGGAGGACGCCCGCGGUCUUUAUGCUGGGUACAAACCCGCCGGACCCCUCGGACACAAGGGCGGCUUUCCCAAGGCCCUGGACCACUACAACAUGCUGGUCCACGACCCCAAGAGCCGGCCCCACCCCGAAAUCAUUCGUCCCUUCAUGGAGGAAACACACGAAGUCAUGAGCUACAUCCGCACCAACAUUCUCGUCAAGCUGCUGAAGCUUGUCGCCAUGAUCCUCGAAGUGUCACCGGAGUCCGUUCUGUCAACACACGCCCCCGGCGGUUCCAAGACGGAGUAUCUCAGAUAUAUGAUGUGCGAGCCACGGUCAAAGGAGGAGAGCGAGAAGUACCGUGACAUCUUCCUCGCCGGACACACUGACUGGGGCACCUGGACCUUCCUCUUCUCCCAGCCUAUUGCAGCCCUCCAAGUCCUAUGCCAUCACACCGGCCGGUACAGACACGUCAAGCACCAGCCGCACGGCAUUGUUGUCAACUUUGGCGAGGCGCUCGAGCGCCUCACCGGCGGUCUUUUCAAGGCCACCAUUCACAGAGUGAUCCCUGACCACGGAGCCGCCGCCACAGAGCCGCCCGAAGACCAGCGUCACCUCCGCCGCAUCGGCGUCAUCUACUUCUCCCGCCCCGCCGACGACCGCGAGCUCGUCCCCAUCGAGAACUCACCCCUCCUCCAGCGCAUGGGCACCGACAAGCCCAUCGACGAGCGCAUCUUCUGCAUGGCCGACUACCUGGACGCGAGGAAGCACGGGUGGAAGCGCUACGACUUCGACAUCGACCGGCCCCGCGAGGAAGGCAAGCACCAGGACCCCUUCGACGGCGAGUACACCGACCCCGACGGCCACAAGAGCCUGGGCAAGUUCGACAACGUGCCGCGUCUUCAGUAUAGCCUUCCUACGGUCAAGACUGGUACUGCGUGA